AUGAGAGAGGAGAAGAAGCAGCAGCACUUCGUGCUAGUACAUGGUGCGUGCCACGGCGCAUGGUGCUGGUACAAGCUUAAGCCACUGCUCGAGGAAGCAGGCCACCGCGUGUCCGUCUUUGACCUAGCUGCUUCCGGUAUAGACACAACCAGGUCGAUCACUGAGAUCUCCACAUGCGAACAGUACUCUGAGCCAUUGAUGAGGCUCCUAAACUCAUUGCCAAGCGAUGAGAAGGUUGUGCUCGUUGGUCAUAGCUUUGGAGGUUUGAGUUUAGCCAUGGCCAUGGAUAAGUUUCCUGACAAAAUCUCUGUCUCUGUCUUUGUGACUGCUUUCAUGCCUGAUACCAAACACUCACCAUCGUUCGUCAUGGAUAAGUUUGGACGAGACAUGCCACCAGAAGCAUGGUUAGGCAGCAAGCUCGAACCGUACGGCUCAGACAACUCCGGUGUGUCUAUGUCCUUCAGCAAUGAGUUCAUGAAGCAUGCUCUCUACCAACUCUCUCCUAUUGAGGAUCUUGAACUUGCAUUGCUUCUAAAGAGACCCGGAUCAUUGUUUAUGAACGAGUUAUCAAGGGUAAAGAACUUCUCGGACAAAGGGUAUGGAUCUGUUCCUCGAGCCUUCAUUGUUUGCAAAGAGGACAAAAUAAUCACAAAAGAACAUCAACGAUGGAUGAUUGAGAAUUAUCCGGCGAAUAUAGUGAAAGAGAUGGAGGAGACUGAUCAUAUGCCAAUGUUUUGCAAGCCUCAACUACUAAGUGAUCAUCUCGUCGAAAUCGCAGAAAAAAUCGCUUAA
Microthlaspi erraticum is the source of this 792-nucleotide messenger RNA. The record is from the annotation of a GenBank genome assembly. Lineage: Eukaryota; Viridiplantae; Streptophyta; Magnoliopsida; Brassicales; Brassicaceae.